Rotaria sordida is the source of this 2697-nucleotide messenger RNA. Lineage: Eukaryota; Metazoa; Rotifera; Eurotatoria; Philodinida; Philodinidae. The record is from the annotation of a GenBank genome assembly.
AUGGUCACUUUAGUACUGAUUAUACUUUAUUGUCUUGCUUUUAUCGAUGGAAAGCAUUUUAACGGCGGCACCAUUCGAUGGAAACCGUUAAGUCCUUAUGCAAAUUCCUCUACAGUUCCAAUUAGUAUCACACAAAUGUACUCAUGGGCGUAUCCGACUAUAAGCUGUGCAACAAAUGUACCGAUUUCAACUGCUGGACGAAGCAGUGCAAAUGCUAAUUUGACAUGUACUGUUGAUUGUUCAACUGAUGGUGGCUAUUCAACUAAACCAAUUAAUAUUUUAACUGACUGUACUUCAAGUAGUUCAGCAUUAGGUAUGAUGACAAGUGAACGAUCAGUCAGUAUUACAUUGUCGGCUGGUGCACAUUUUUACUUAUCAUAUAUGGGAAGUGCUUGGAUAGCACUGAAUUAUCCACCUCAAAGUGGUUUUCAAUGGUCAAUAACAGCUUUCAUUGAUCUUCGACUUCGAGCGGAUGGUUUCAUAAACACUCCACCAGUAGCAAGCGUUGUUUCUCCACAAUAUGCCAUUGUGAAUACAUCAACUCAGAUUAAAAUUUCUGUAUCAGAUGACAAUGCAGGUGAUGAUGUUCGUUGUCGAUGUGGUUCAAAAUGUUCUACAACGUCGACUUGUCCACCUUUAGCAACUACAAUUGGAACAACUACUACCGAAACUCCUGGAACAUUAGCAUCAACGAUAUCGUAUUCAGCACGGCAAGCCAUUGAUGAAUGUGGUAGUAUUUGUUAUCCAGGAGGUUUACCAAGCGGUACCACCUUAUCCAAUUGUGUUCUAUCGUUCAAAGGAUUAGUGGCUAAUACUUGGUAUGCAAUUGCUAUUCAAGUAGAAGAUUUUAUCACUUCAUCAAGUACUACUCCAAUGAGUUCAGUACCAGUUCAAUUUUUAAUUUAUGUCAUGCCAGAACCAUACUGUCCAGAACCACCACAGAUUAUUCCUGUUACAGAUUGUAUGGAAGUUCUUACUGGUGUUCAAAAGACUUUUAAUAUUUAUGUAAUGACAAUGUGUGAUCCAGACGAUGUUGAUAUUGCAGACAUUGUUGUUUCAUCUGGAAUAUCUGGUAUGACAGUUGGAAGUCUAACGAAAUCAUCUACAAAUUCAUCGUUAUCCUAUAAAACUUUUACUUGGACACCACAAACUAGUCAAAUUGGAUUAGAAGAAUUGUGCAUAGUUGCUUUUACAGAAGAACAAGUACAAUCAGCAGAAUAUUGCAUCACAUUCGAUGUAGUAACAUCAUGGGUACUUUGCAUACCAACAACAACAACAACAACAAGUACAACGACAACAACAACUACGACAACAACAACAAAAACAACUACGACAACAACAACAACAACAACUACGACAACAACAUCAAGUACAUCAACAACAUCAACCACAACUACAUCAACAACAACAACAACUACGACAUCAACAACAACAACUACAGAUACAACCACGACUUCAACAACUUCAACUACAACAACGACUACAUCAACAACAUCAACCACAACUACAUCCACAACUUCAACUACGUCUACAACAACAACUACAACAACAACUACAACCACGACAACUUCUACAUCAACGUCUACAACUAGCACUACAUCGACUACGACAACAACAACAACAUCGACUACAACUUCUACUACAUCAACCUCAACAUCAACUACUUCGACUACAACAACAAGUACAACUUCAACCAGUACAACAUCAACAACAGCUACAACUACAACGACGACUACAAUGACAACGACCAAAAGUCCAGUUGUGCCACAAAAACGAAAAUAUCCGUUAGAAUAUUAUUUCACAUUGAAUAUACAUCGUAUUUUUCAUAGGUCUCCUGCUCAACGACGUCGCCGACGAGACAAAAUUGGUAAUAUUACAGAACAACGCAAAUAUCUACUAUCUAACAAACGCGACAUCACACCAACAUCACCACACUUUAAUCGAAGCUUGGAAAUAAGUAAUCUGAAUAAAGACUAUCGUGCUUACGAUGUACUCAACAAUAGUGACGCUACGAAAACACCCAUGUCAAUAAAAAAAGUAAAUGAAAACAUACCGAUAGCAGCAACUCCUACUUCGAAGAGUGCAAAGCAUGUUAAGGUUAUACGAAUAACUAAAACUGGAAGCGCACUUGAGGUUAAAAAUCCACCAAGCGAACAAACAACAGAGGUUGUCGAUGAUAUUACACCAGCUCCUCAAACUGCUACAGUGAAAGUUCAAAACGUAAGAAAAGUAUCAAGCAAAAAUGAAGAUAUCAAUUCAGAAGCUAUUCCUCAACAAGAGAUACCAGUUUCAUCAAAAUCAUCAACUAAAAGUAAUAAAAUUACGGUUACGAAAAUACCUCGUAAUAAUACUGCCGGAAGUCAAUCAACUCCAAUAAUUAAUGUUAAAUUGCAGGAUCGUAAGAAAAAUCAAGAAAAUUUUAAGCUUCCUUCUAGCACGAAAAGUACUAAUGUUGAAGUCACACGUAUUUCUAAUACACAACUAGAAAAGAAUCAUCUUAAUUCAUCUGUCAUUCAACGACCACGAUCCUUGAGCAUUGGUAAUGUUAAUGUUCAGAAGUUAAAAAAAUCAGCCACCAAAUUACAACCAACAGAAAAUCAUCCUAAGCCUGAUAUGUCUACAGCAAGUAACAAUAUCAAAGCAUUAACUAAAAUAGCUGUGGUAAAACUUCCAAGAAAACGUCAUCAGUCUUCAUAA